Hypomesus transpacificus is the source of this 3896-nucleotide messenger RNA. Its product is annotated as serine/arginine repetitive matrix protein 1-like. Lineage: Eukaryota; Metazoa; Chordata; Actinopteri; Osmeriformes; Osmeridae. Gene Ontology annotation, cellular component: nucleus. The transcript is spliced from 5 exons. The coding region runs from base 503 to 3478 and encodes 991 amino acids. Gene Ontology annotation, biological process: regulation of transcription by RNA polymerase II. The record is from RefSeq and is a predicted model, not a curated record.
UCCGAGGCACUUCGGAAUGCUAGCGAUGCUAGCUACAUAGCUGAUUGUAAACUACCCAGCAGAACCAGCUGUUUUAACAAAAUUGGAUACCUGCUUAGUUUAGAAACCCUUGCAAAACAUAAUGCAAUGGUUCGGCUCGUUUCCAGAUGUUAAACAUGUUUUUGUUGUUGAUGUUUCGUUGGAAUACAUGACGUGCUACUGCUAGCACGCUAGCUAACUAGACUAGUCAGUUGGAGACGAGUGGAGUUCUUGUCAACACAGGUUCGGCGCUUAAAAUGCUGCAUCUUUGUCGUUGUUGUUGUUUACAUUGCUCUGACGGAAUGGGGUGGAUACAACGGUAGCUGGCAAAACAUCCUCAAGCCAGCUAGGUUCCCUGGUAAGCCAUCUAAACAGGACCCAGCGACUUAUAGCAGGUACUGUCCAGCGGUGAGUACCCAAAGCUCCGGAGUGGAGUGUCACGAGAUUAAACAGCAGUUCUUCUCAAGACUGCUCUCCAGUUUCCAUGGAUCUGUCAAGGAGUCAGAUGAGUUCUGCAGACCUGGGACUGUCUAGACAGCAUAGCUGGCACAACCGCCUGACUAGGAGUUGUAACCCAGUAACCAACCGCCCUCAGAACCACCCCGGGACCAAGCCCCACCCUGCUCCCGCUCACUCACACCCAGACUCAGCCUUCAGGAUCUCAUCCUAUGGAACCAGGUCCAGGUCUCUCCUCUCUCACAGAUCUCCCUCACCCCUCCCAGGAAUCAGCCACGGUUUGGAGGGAGGGGAGGCUGGGGCGAUGUCCCCGGGUCCAGGUGUGGAUGCCAGGCUGGAGGGAGGGGUCCAGGGAGCAGUGAACGGAGAUAGACACCCCGGCUCUAGCCGGACGCUUUCCCAGGGCGUGGGUCCGAACCCUUUCCGUACCAGGCCCCGGAGUGGCGGCGGCCUGUGGAACCCCAGGGCGUACGACCCCGACCAAUCAGACAGCCCCAGCCCAGAGAGCAGCGGGGGCGAGGACAGCCAGAGCGACUCUGACGUCAUCUACCUGGUCUCCACUGCACAGGACGACACCCUUGUAUCUCAGGAGGACUCAACCAGCCCCUGCAGCUCCCUGGACAGAGACUGCACCAGUUCCAUAGAGAGAGACUGUCCCAUAGUGGACCCUCUGUCCCACGUGACGUCCUCUUCCCUGAAUGAGGGGCUGGGCUGUUUCCUGCUGCCGCCGUCCAGCCGCUCCCCCAGCCCGGACAGCACCUACUCGGACGACUCCUCCUACAGCACCAGGGACGUGCUGCUCCACAGCAAGCCCGUCGUCCACCUCUCCCAGCUGGUCUACGCCGACUGCCCGGGCUCGCCCGUGGACAUCUCCAGCGACGACAGCGACGUGAUGGAAGUGCCUGUGACGAACCACAAGAGCGGGUCGGACUCUCUCCCUCCGCGCCUUAAUGUCAGGAGGCACCAGGGGGAAGACGCGGCCCCACAGAGGUGCUUCUCUCCCCAGCCCAGAGCCCCUCAGACCUGGGGCCUCCGUCGUAGCCCCAGGGGUCCUAAACCCGCCUCCUCGCCUGUACACACCCCCACCAGGACGGUGUACAGCCGCGGGGCCAAGACGCACAGCAGAUGCCUCAGCCUGAGCAUGCACAGCGAGAGCUACGACUCCGGGGACAUGAUGGACUCCACAGAGAGACAGUCCAGUUCGGAGGAGGAGGACGACGACGAUGCCUGGCCCCGGCCUGCCGUCUCUCUGGCCCCAGAGUCGGAGGACUCUGACGUAAGCCACAGGAUGGUCGGAGAGGCUCCCUCAGACAGACACACUCCCUCCACACUCCCCAAACCCACACGGAGGGUCCUCUCUCCUGGCUCACAAGCCCGGUCACAGUCCAGCCUCCCGACCUCUCCUCUAGAGGUUCACUGUAACCCUCCACCUCCCCUGUCCCCCUCUGGGAGCAGGAAGCGGCUGACCAAGCGUAAACCUUGCCAGAGUGCCUCCCCCUCAGCCAAGCAGCCAGCUAAACCCCCCCCUGCCAACAGAGCGGCAACCCCCAGCAAAACAGCCAGCAAAACAGCCAGCAAAACGAAAACUCCAGCUGCCCGGCCACGAAGGAAAAAACACAAGGGGGCAUUCAGCGGGCUCCCCUCCUGCUCUCUCUUCUCCCCUCAGGAACCAGAGAUCCAGCUGAGGUACGCCAGGACCAGAGAGAGGAAGGAGCACAGGUCGGACAACUUCUGUCCGUUCAUCCACGUGGAGCGGAGGGAGUGCACGGUGGUCAACUACCAGGAAGAGGAGCAGGGGGUGAGGGGGGGCUGGGGGCAGCCCCAGGGCCUUGCUGGAUCUGGGUCUCUCUCCGGUCUGGUCCCCAGGACCUCCUGCUUCAAACUGGGUCGUAUCAGCUCCCGGAGCCGGGGAGGGUCCUCUCAGGUGUGCUGUCUGUGUGAAGCCCCAGCCAACACCAUGGGUCUGGGGGACCUCCAUGGGCCCUACUACCCCAGCGGACCAGGGCUGGGGGACCUCCAUGGGCCCUACUACCCCAGCGGACCAGGGCUGGGGGACCAAAACCACCCUCGGGCCCAGAGUAAACAGCAGAACCACAACAAACCGGCUCCGGAUUACAGGGCUCACCUACCGGGAGCGGAGAACGGCUGGCAUGGCCCCAGUAACGGCCACAGACCUGUGGACGAGGCUGGAGAGGAGGGGGCCAAGAUCGAGGUGGGCAGUGAUGGGGAGGAUUCAGUGAUGCCGCCAGACAGACCGCUCUGGACUGGUGGUUCUGGAGCUCACAGCCCUAGACUUGGACUAGAACCCCCUCACAGCCCUGGGCCAGAACCACAACCCACAUACAGUCCUCUACCAACAAUAGAACUCACUCACUAUCCUAGAACAGCACCAGAAUCGCCUCACUAUCCUGGACCUGCACCAGAACCCUCUCACUAUCCUGGACCAGCACCAGAACCCCCUCACUAUCCUGGACCAGCACCAGAACCCUCUCACUAUCCUGGACCAGCACCAGAACCCUCUCACUAUCCUAUACCAACACUAGAACCCUCUCACUAUCCUGGACCAGCACCAGAACCCUCUCACUAUCCUGGACCAGCACUAGAACGCUCUCACUAUCCUGGACCAGCACUAGAACCCUCUCACUAUCCUGGACCAGCACUAGAAGCCAAACACAGUCCUGGACCAGCACUAGAACCCACACACAGUCCUGGGGAGCGCUGGGUUCAUGAGGACUGUGGGAUCUGGUCAGCAGGGGUGUUCCUGGUCAAAGGGAUGCUUUAUGGGCUGGAUGAAGCCGUGAGGCAGGCCAGAGAGACAGUGUGUACGGCCUGCAGCAGGCCAGGAGCAACCAUGGGGUGCUUCAUCAAGAGCUGUCCCACCAAGUACCACUACAGGUGUGCCUGCCAGUCAGGCUGUGCACUCAACGAAGACAAUUUUUCGAUGAGAUGUCCCAAGCACAAGAACAAAACAUUCCAAGGUGUGACCAGACAGUGCUACAGAUGACAAACAGGAAACCACUGCCAGACAUAGAAGUGACCUGGGCCUUGAUCUUGGCCUAGACAUGGCUCUAGAACUUUCCCCGCCUCUAGAACUUUCCCCGGCUCUAGAACUUUCCCCGGCUCUCACCUCUCAUAGGAGUGUGUGGACACACCGUUACCACAGAUAUACUUAGGAACUAACAACUGGACCCAUCACACCAUCCAUUCAGUUCAAUACCGACCUGCAACCCCAGGAACACCACUCAGAGAGAGAGAGAGUAAGAUUCAAGACCCCGGUCUGCUGGUGUGUCUUAAGUGUGUUAAUAAUGCAGUUUUGAUUGUUGGUGAGUUAUUUAAAUUAAUGCAGUAUUGAUGGUGGAUGUCUGUACUCGUUCCAGUGCUCUUUAAUGUAAUAAAGGAUUUAUUGAUGUAUUUACCUUGUG